UCAAAGGUCAGGCCGUACGGCGGCAGGACAGGCGCAGCAGAUGAGGGGAGGGUGGACAUGGCGUACCGUGUGGUGGCCGACCACGUGCGAACUUUGUCGGUGUGCAUCGCUGACGGCGUGUAUCCAGGCAUGUCAGGAGCAGAGUUGGUGCUGAGGAGGAUCCUGCGGCGGGCAGUUCGGUUCUGUGUCGAGGUCCUUCAGGCUCCUCCGGGAGCGCUGGCCAGCCUGGUUCCCACCGUCACACAUAUACUGGGUGACGUGUAUCCUGAGCUCCACAGGGAGGCCGACAGGAUUGUGGACGUCAUCAACGAGAACGAGGCUCAUUUCCUGUCAUCUCUGCAGCAGGGCAGCCGGCUGAUCCAACGCACGCUCAGCAGGAAGGACUACAAACAUGGAGUCUUCCCUGGUCAGUUUCUCCCAUCAGCCACCUGGACAGGAAGCAGGCGGCAAGAUUUUAGUUUUAUUUAACCAGGAACAGUCCGACUGAGAUUUAAAAACCUGUUUAUCAGGGAGUCGAGGCCGAGACAGCAGUGCCGCAAGUUUCACAAAAAAAACAACAAACGGAAAACACGAGUGAGAAACACUAAACACUAAAAC
Plectropomus leopardus (leopard coralgrouper) is the source of this 597-nucleotide messenger RNA. Lineage: Eukaryota; Metazoa; Chordata; Actinopteri; Perciformes; Serranidae. The record is from RefSeq and is a predicted model, not a curated record.